Molecule: messenger RNA, 886 nt
Organism: Peromyscus eremicus (cactus mouse)
Lineage: Eukaryota; Metazoa; Chordata; Mammalia; Rodentia; Cricetidae
Gene: Vta1
Product: vesicle trafficking 1
Exons: 3
Coding region: 68-466 (132 amino acids)
Biological process (GO): late endosome to vacuole transport via multivesicular body sorting pathway
Cellular component (GO): multivesicular body
Source: RefSeq, a predicted model, not a curated record
CGCUCGGGGGGCGGAAGCGGAAGUGUUUGUGGCCGGCUAGUAGGAAGUGGUGCUUCCGCGAGUGGAGAUGGCGGCGCUGGCCCCGCUGCCGCCGCUGCCCGCGCAGUUUAAGAGCAUACAGCAUCAUUUGAGAACGGCUCAGGAGCAUGACAAGCGGGACCCCGUGGUGGCCUACUACUGUGAGUCCCUCCGAGUCGCCGCCCUCCCGGACGGUGGCUGCCCGAGCCCACGCGCCGCCCUCGGUGUAACAAGUAAUACCGUACAGCCUAGUCCACAGACUGUUCCAGCCAUCGAUCCUGACCUGUACACGGCUUCCCAAGGGGAUGUCCGCCUGACCCCGGAGGAUUUUGCUAGAGCUCAGAAGUACUGCAAAUACGCUGGCAGUGCCCUGCAGUAUGAAGAUGUGGGCACUGCGGUGCAGAACCUCCAGAAGGCUCUCAGGCUGCUGACGACGGGCAGGGAGUAAAGCCUCUGCGUGUGCAAGCCAUGUGUUGUCAACAUCUAGAACUAACAGUCUAUUACACUUUCCUCCGCCUUCCAGGAGCAUGGAUUGACAGAAGACUGCAGUUCCACUGAGUAAGACAAUGACUCCUCUGUGUUUCCGAUUCCUAGGGAAGCAUUCUUCAGCUGCCUCAGCCAGUUGUCAUUGUCCACUUAGUGGAUCCAGUAAUCUCUGAGUAUAUAAGAGCUGAUGUUAGCAUUGAACCCUGCUUCAAAAAAAUGAAAAUGUCCCUGUAGAAAAUCAUGUCGGGUAUAAUCUUUCUUAAUUUAUAUACACUAAAGGAAGUUUUUGAAAAAUCUGUAAUAUUUGGACAAACCAUAUUAUGUUGCUAUAAUAUUCUAAAUUAAACUUUUAAUAAAGAUUGCCAGAAUAUUCUGGAUUGGA